GCUGGAGAGCCCGAAGGGCUGACCGAGGCGAGGGGCUGUCGGUCGGAAGGGCGGGGUGUGCGCGCCCCUGCGGCCCGCGCACAUCUGGGUCGGCCCAUGCUCUGGCGGGCUGCGAGCUUUAACACCUGGGGCGGGGCGGGGGUUGCGGGGUCCAGUACGCAGUUGGCGCGGCCGAUGCACCCGGCCGGAGGGUGAAGCCGCACGACUGGGCUGGGACAGCACUGGCAUCUCCAGAGCAGGCCGGGGGCGACAAAGGGACCGCCAGGAUGGCAGAAGAAAAUAUCUUCCUGUUCGUGCCUAACCUCAUCGGUUAUGCCCGGAUUGUCUUCGCCAUCAUUUCUUUCUACUUCAUGCCCUGCUGCCCCCUUACGGCCUCCUCCUUCUACCUGCUCAGCGGGCUUCUGGACGCUUUCGAUGGACAUGCUGCCCGAGCCCUUAACCAAGGAACCCAGUUUGGGGCCAUGCUGGACAUGCUUACAGACCGCUGCUCCACCAUGUGUCUGCUGGUCAACCUGGCCCUGCUGUACCCCCGAGCCACCCUGCUCUUCCAGCUCAGCAUGAGUUUGGACAUAGCCAGUCACUGGCUGCACCUGCACAGUUCUGUGGUCCGGGGCAGUGAGAGUCACAAGAUGAUCGACCUGUCUGGGAAUCCAGUGCUUCGGAUCUACUAUACCUCCAGGCCUGUUCUCUUCACUCUGUGUGCUGGAAACGAGCUCUUUUACUGCCUCCUGUACCUGUUCAACUUCUCCGAGGGGCCUUUGGUCGGCUCCGUGGGGCUUUUCCGAAUGGGCCUAUGGAUCACCACCCCCAUCGCCCUGCUCAAGUCCGUUAUCAGCGUCAUCCACCUAAUCACGGCUGCCCGCAACAUGGCUGCCCUGGACGCAGCAGACCGUGCCAAGAAGAAGUGACCCUGGCACCUCUGGUCCCUGAAUGCCCACCGGCCUCAGAGGCUCACUGCCACACAGCUUCCAUCCCCCUAGGAGGUCCCACAGUCUCCUGUCUUCCUCAUGUGUCGUCCCACCUGCCGGGAUGGGGGUCAGCCUCUGUUUGGUGAUGCCAUGUUCUCUGUAAUCCUGAGGACCAGGCCUCGAGGACCUGGGCUUCAAAUCAGGAAGGAUGCUCAGGAGGCCCUGUCCAGGGAAGCGGUGCUUUUGGGCUGUCAGGAGGUCUGUCUCGGGACUGGGCAUUAUCACACCCCGCUGGCUCAGCCCUGGUGUCUGAGAUUUUUGGGACACUCGAGUGAGGGAGAUGGUGAAAGGGCCAGGUUUUCCAAAAGGCAAGGGAGUCAGACCUCUGCCCUUGGCCAGAGGAAGCCUGGGGUGUCAUGCCUGGGAGGGAUGGGGGCAUCUAGAACCUUCCCCAUUGUCAUCUUCUCUAUCCUGCCUACCUUUGCCCUGGAAGCUGCAAUAAUAAGGCCGGGAGCUUUGCUAUUCUGGAUGUGGUUUCCUUUAAGCCAUUGUUGGAUCAGGGCCUGGGUUGAAGGGAGAUUGCUUCCCUCAGAAAAGCUUGUUUCCCCCAGUUACUGGCUGUCCCCUUGCUGUCUUUCCACAGUGACCUCAGAGGGAGGCCCUGCUGCCACCCCAGCUCAUGCGUGUCCUCUGCCCACUUGCUGUCACUGGCUGUCACCAUUUACUUGUAUUCUUGAUAUUUUCUAUUCCCACUAGAAUGUAAGCCCUGUGAGGGCCCAGGCUCUUCUUGUUCCCUUUUCUGUCCCUAGAGUGAGGACUUCAACCUGGCAUAUGGUAGCUGCUUAAUAAAUAUUUGUGAAUAGAUCA
This is a messenger RNA of Tupaia belangeri chinensis (Chinese tree shrew), 1775 nucleotides long. It is a transcript of the gene CDIPT, whose product is annotated as CDP-diacylglycerol--inositol 3-phosphatidyltransferase. The record is from RefSeq and is a predicted model, not a curated record. Gene Ontology annotation, biological process: phosphatidylinositol biosynthetic process. Bases 267 to 908 code for a protein of 213 amino acids. Gene Ontology annotation, molecular function: CDP-diacylglycerol-inositol 3-phosphatidyltransferase activity. Gene Ontology annotation, cellular component: Golgi apparatus; membrane. The transcript is spliced from 6 exons. Lineage: Eukaryota; Metazoa; Chordata; Mammalia; Scandentia; Tupaiidae.